UUUGUAACUAGACAGUAAAGUCACUGUGCUUGGAAACAGACAUCACAUUUAUUCAUUUAUAUUUCUAUAUCACGUGUUGUUCUGGAACAUUGGCCAUGCGCAGUAGCUAGAACAGUUAUGCAACUGUCUUGUUCUUGCAUUGGUAGAACUAACUGUACACCACAAAACCCCGACUGUUUGAUUCACACUUGGAGAGACCACCGGUGGAAUUAAACGAUCCUGUCAACGGUAAUGACAUAAGAGACACAUCCUUGACAGCACAUUACAGGCCCUGUUUUUGAACAUGACCAAGAACUCCAUCCACUGGUUCCGGAAGGGACUGCGUCUCCACGACAACCCGGCCCUGCUGGAGGCUGUGCGUGAUUCAGACACGGUGCGCUGUGUAUACUUCCUAGACCCCUGGUUCGCUGGCUCCUCCAACCUGGGGGUCAACCGGUGGAGGUUCCUGCUGCAGUGUCUGGAAGAUCUAGACGCAAGCCUUCGGAAGCUCAACUCCCGUCUGUUUGUGAUCCGAGGCCAGCCGGCCAACAUCUUCCCCCGACUCUUUAAGGACUGGAACACCUCCCAGCUGACGUUUGAGUGUGACUCUGAGCCGUUCGGUAAGGAGCGGGAUGCAGCCAUUAAGAAACUGGCCACAGAGGCCGGAGUGGAGGUCAUCAGCAGGAUCUCACACACUCUCUACGACCUGGACAAGAUCAUAGAGCUGAACGGGGGUCAUCCUCCUCUCACCUUCAAGCAUUUCCAGACAUUGGUUGGCUCCAUGCUGCCCCCCGAUGCCCCAGUAGGGGCUCUGUCCCGGGCCAGCAUGGGUCGAUGUGUCACCCCUGUCUCAGACAACCACAGGGACAAGUACGGAGUACCCCUAUUGGAGGAGCUGGGCUUUGAUGCAGAGGGCUUAGCCCCAGCCGUGUGGCCAGGAGGAGAGAGUGAAGCUCUCACCAGGAUAGAGAGACAACUGGGACCUGACCUCUCCACUGCGUGGCAGGUGAAUUUUGAGAGUACCAGGAAGACCGCCAGCCCCCUGCUACCCAGUCCUCUAGGUCUCAGCCCCUACCUCCGCUUUGGAUGUCUGUCCUGUCGACUUUUCUACAGCAAACUGGCAGAGCUCUACAAGAAGGUGAAGACGAACGGCAGUCCCCCCAUCUCUCUCUACGACAAGCUGCUGUGGCGUGAGUUCUUCUACAUGGCCGCCACCAACAACCCCCGCUUCGACAAAAUGGACGGGAACCCCAUCUGUAUCCGCAUCUCCUGGGACCGCAACGCCGAGGCGCUGGCCAAGUGGGCCGAAGCCAAGACUGGCUUCCCCUGGAUCGACGCCAUCAUGACUCAGCUGAGGCAGGAAGGCUGGAUCCACCACCUGGCCAGACACGCUGUGGCCUGCUUCCUGACCAGAGGAGACCUGUGGAUCAGCUGGGAGGAGGGCAUGAAGGUGUUUGAGGAGCUGCUCCUGGAUGCAGACUGGAGUGUGAACGCAGGCAGCUGGUUGUGUCACUCCUGCAGUUCCUUCUUCCAGCAGUUCUUCCACUGCUACUGUCCCGUGGGCUUUGGACGAAAAAUAGAUCCCGAAGGAGACUUCGUUAGACACUACCUACCUGUCCUGAAAGACAUGCCAGACAAGUACAUCUAUGACCCUUGGAACGCCCCUAUAGAGGUGCAGCGGGCGGCCAAAUGUGUGGUCGGGGUGGACUACCCCAAACCCAUGGUGAACCAUGCAGAGGCCAGCCGACUCAACAUAGAGAGGAUGAGACAAAUGUACCAGCAACUGUCCAGAUACAGAGGACUCAGCUUACUAGCAGCUGUGCCGACCAGUCCCAUUGAGGAUCUGAAUGCGGUGGCAUCGCCCUCUACUGGUAGAAAACACAGCGGGCUCAACAGCCAUCAUGGCCUUAGUAGAGUAAAUGUGAACGGUGAGGAGCUGCUGGGACUCAGUGGAGUGAAGCCACGACCUGGACCAACAUGCACUCAGAGCUGUGGAAUGGCGCACGCAGAGCAGGCAGGAUCGUCCAAUCAGCAACUCUGUCGGACAAGAUGUGCCCAUGAGUUUGCUGUGCCUCACUAUCCAGGUCAUUUGACACGGGGCGGGACUGGGAAGAGGGGGCGGGAGUCGGAACAGGAAGUGGGCAGCGACUUUCCGGCCCCUGCCUUCAAGGUGCAGCGACAUCACCAACAUAAGAGUACGGGUCGACAGGAUGAGAGGAUGGCUGUGUCUUCAUAAGCUGCUGCCAUCAUAGAUAGAUAUUAUUUUGUAUGAUAUAUACUGUACAGAGAUGUUUAAAGACACAUUUUUAUUUUUUGUAUAAAAAGGGAAAAUUCUCUAUGCGAUGUCACAUGAAAGUCCCUGAGACGUCUUAGGUUUAAUAAUAAUAAUAAUAAUAAUAUAUGCCAUUUAGCAGACGCUUUUAUCCAAAGCGACUUACAGUCAUGUGUGCAUACAUUCUACGAUAACAACAUUAGACCAUUAGACCAUAACAACAUUAGA
Oncorhynchus gorbuscha (pink salmon) is the source of this 2479-nucleotide messenger RNA. RefSeq names its product cryptochrome circadian regulator 3b (gene cry3b). Gene Ontology annotation, biological process: circadian regulation of gene expression; negative regulation of DNA-templated transcription; entrainment of circadian clock by photoperiod. The transcript is spliced from 14 exons. Lineage: Eukaryota; Metazoa; Chordata; Actinopteri; Salmoniformes; Salmonidae. The coding region runs from base 284 to 2215 and encodes 643 amino acids. Gene Ontology annotation, cellular component: cytoplasm; nucleus. The record is from RefSeq and is a predicted model, not a curated record. Gene Ontology annotation, molecular function: DNA binding; FAD binding.